Kogia breviceps (pygmy sperm whale) is the source of this 5756-nucleotide messenger RNA. RefSeq names its product intersectin 1 (gene ITSN1). Gene Ontology annotation, biological process: intracellular signal transduction; positive regulation of Rho protein signal transduction; endosomal transport. The record is from RefSeq and is a predicted model, not a curated record. Lineage: Eukaryota; Metazoa; Chordata; Mammalia; Artiodactyla; Physeteridae. Gene Ontology annotation, cellular component: intracellular vesicle; plasma membrane; cytoplasm. Gene Ontology annotation, molecular function: guanyl-nucleotide exchange factor activity; molecular adaptor activity; protein binding.
GAGCGAGGGAGCGAGGGAGGGAGUGAAGGAGGUAGAGAAGAGCGGAGGAGAGGGGAGGGAGUGCAGCUUGGUUGCUCCGUAGUACGGCGGCUCGCGAGGGAGAAUCCCGAGCGGGCUCCGGGACGUACGGAGAGGCAGGCGGGCGGGCGGGCGGGGAUGGUGUGCAGGGCUGCGGCUCCUGCGUUCCCUUCCGCUGCGAGUGAGCUGCACUGAUUUGUCCCUGGGGCGGCAGCGUGGACCCGCCUGGAGAUGAGGCGUCCAUUAGCAAGGUGAAAGUAGCAGAACCAUGGCUCAGUUUCCAACACCUUUUGGUGGUAGCCUGGAUAUUUGGGCCAUAACUGUAGAGGAAAGAGCAAAGCAUGAUCAACAGUUCCAUAGUUUAAAGCCAAUAUCUGGAUUUAUUACUGGUGAUCAAGCUAGAAACUUUUUUUUUCAAUCUGGGUUACCUCAACCUGUUUUAGCACAGAUAUGGGCGCUCGCUGAUAUGAAUAAUGAUGGAAGAAUGGAUCAAGUGGAGUUUUCCAUAGCUAUGAAACUCAUCAAACUGAAGUUACAAGGAUAUCAGCUCCCCUCCGCACUUCCCCCUGUCAUGAAACAGCAGCCAGUUGCUAUUUCUAGUGCACCAGCGUUUGGCAUGGGAGGUAUCGCCAGCAUGCCAUCACUGACCGCUGUUGCUCCAGUGCCAAUGGGUUCCAUUCCCGUCGUCGGAAUGUCUCCCCCGCUAGUAUCCUCUGUUCCUGCGGCAGGAGUGCCUCCUCUGGCUAACGGGACGCCCCCUGUCAUACAGCCUCUGCCUGCAUUCGCUCAUCCUGCCACAUUGCCAAAGAGUUCUUCCUUUAGUAGAUCUGGUCCAGGGUCACAGUUAAACACUAAAUUACAGAAGGCACAAUCAUUUGACGUGGCUAGCGUUCCUCCCGCAGCUGAAUGGGCUGUUCCUCAGCCAUCCAGACUGAAAUACAGACAGUUAUUCAACAGUCAUGACAAAACCAUGAGUGGACACCUAACAGGUCCCCAAGCCAGAACUAUUCUUAUGCAGUCAAGUUUACCACAGGCUCAGCUGGCUUCAAUAUGGAAUCUUUCUGACAUUGAUCAAGAUGGAAAACUCACAGCAGAAGAAUUUAUCCUGGCUAUGCACCUAAUUGAUGUAGCUAUGUCUGGCCAACCACUGCCACCGGUCCUGCCCCCAGAAUACAUUCCACCUUCCUUUAGAAGAGUUCGAUCUGGCAGUGGUAUAUCUGUCAUAAGCUCAACUUCAGUAGAUCAGAGGUUACCAGAGGAACCAGCUUUAGAAGAUGAACAGCAACAACUAGAAAAGAAAUUACCUGUAACCUUUGAAGAUAAGAAGCGUGAGAACUUUGAACGUGGCAAUCUGGAGCUGGAGAAACGGAGACAAGCGCUCUUGGAGCAGCAGCGCAAAGAACAAGAGCGCCUCGCCCAGCUGGAGAGGGCGGAGCAGGAGAGGAAGGAGCGGGAGCGCCAGGAGCAGGAGCGCAAGAGACAACUGGAGCUGGAGAAGCAGCUGGAAAAGCAGCGGGAGCUAGAACGGCAGAGAGAGGAGGAGCGGAGGAAGGAAAUCGAGAGGCGAGAGGCUGCAAAACGGGAGCUUGAAAGGCAACGACAGCUUGAGUGGGAACGGAAUCGAAGACAAGAACUAUUAAAUCAAAGAAACAAAGAACAAGAGGACAUAGUUGUGCUGAAAGCAAAGAAAAAGACUUUGGAAUUUGAAUUAGAAGCUCUAAAUGAUAAGAAGCAUCAACUAGAAGGAAAACUUCAAGAUAUCAGGUGUCGAUUGACAACCCAAAGGCAAGAAAUUGAGAGCACAAACAAAUCUAGAGAGUUGAGAAUUGCUGAAAUCACCCACCUGCAGCAACAAUUACAGGAGUCUCAGCAAAUGCUUGGAAGACUUAUUCCAGAAAAACAGAUACUCAAUGACCAAUUAAAACAAGUUCAGCAGAACAGUUUGCACAGAGAUUCGCUUCUUACACUCAAAAGAGCCUUAGAAGCAAAAGAACUAGCUCGGCAGCAGCUACGAGACCAACUGGAUGAAGUGGAGAAAGAAACUAGAUCAAAACUACAGGAGAUUGAUAUUUUCAAUAAUCAACUGAAGGAACUAAGAGAAAUACAUAAUAAGCAGCAGCUACAGAAACAGAAGUCCAUAGAGGCUGAACGACUGAAACAGAAAGAACAAGAGCGAAAGAUCAUAGAAUUAGAAAAACAAAAAGGAGAAGCCCAAAGACGAGCUCAGGAAAGGGACCAGCAGUGGCUGGAGCACGUGCAACAAGAAGAUGAGCAUCAGCGGCCAAGAAAACCCCACGAGGAGGAAAAACUCAAAAGGGAAGAGAGUGUCAAAAAGAAGGACAGUGAGGAAAAGGGCAAACAGGAAAUGCAAGACAAGCUGAGUCGGCUUUUCCUUCAACAGGAGCCAGCUAAGCCAGUUGUCCAAGCACCCUGGUCCACUGCAGAAAAAGGCCCACUUAGCAUUUCUGCACAGGAGAAUGUAAAAGUGGUGUAUUACCGAGCACUCUAUCCCUUCGAGUCCAGAAGUCACGAUGAAAUCACGAUCCAGCCAGGAGAUAUAGUCAUGGUGGAUGAAAGCCAAACUGGAGAACCGGGUUGGCUUGGAGGAGAAUUAAAAGGAAAGACAGGAUGGUUCCCUGCAAACUACGCAGAGAAAAUCCCAGAAAACGAGGUUCCUGCCCCAGUCAAACCAGUGACUGAUGCUGCCUCCACCCCUGCACCCAAACUGGCUGUACGUGAGACCCCUGCUCCUUCCACGGUGACCACCGCAGAGCCCUCCACGACCCCCAACAACUGGGCCGACUUCAGCUCCACGUGGCCCAGCAGCACGAAUGAGAAACCGGAAACGGACAACUGGGAUGCGUGGGCAGCCCAGCCCUCACUCACCGUUCCGAGCGCCGGGCAGUUGAGACAGAGGUCCGCCUUCACUCCAGCCACAGCCACGGGCUCCUCUCCAUCUCCUGUUUUAGGCCAGGGCGAAAAGGUGGAGGGGCUGCAAGCGCAGGCCCUGUAUCCUUGGAGAGCCAAGAAAGACAACCAUUUAAAUUUUAACAAAAAUGAUGUCAUCACCGUCCUGGAGCAGCAAGACAUGUGGUGGUUCGGAGAAGUUCAAGGCCAGAAGGGUUGGUUCCCCAAGUCCUACGUGAAACUCAUUUCAGGGCCCAUAAGGAAAUCUACGAGCAUGGAUUCUGGUUCUUCAGAAAGUCCUGCUAGUCUAAAGAGAGUAGCUUCCCCAGCAGCCAAGCCGGCCGUGUCAGGAGAAGAGUUUAUUGCCAUGUACACUUACGAGAGUUCUGAGCAAGGCGAUUUAACCUUUCAGCAAGGGGAUGUGAUUUUGGUUACCAAGAAAGAUGGUGACUGGUGGACAGGAACAGUGGGCGACAAGUCCGGAGUCUUCCCUUCUAACUAUGUGAGGCUUAAAGAUUCAGAGGGCUCUGGAACUGCUGGGAAAACAGGGAGUUUAGGAAAAAAACCUGAAAUUGCCCAGGUCAUUGCUUCCUACAGUGCUACUGGUCCUGAGCAGCUCACCCUGGCCCCUGGUCAGCUGAUUUUGAUCCGAAAAAAGAACCCAGGUGGAUGGUGGGAAGGAGAGCUGCAAGCACGUGGGAAAAAGCGCCAGAUAGGCUGGUUCCCUGCUAACUAUGUCAAACUUUUAAGCCCUGGGACGAGCAAAAUCACUCCAACAGAGCCACCUAAGCCCGCAGCAUUCCCAGCAGUGUGCCAGGUGAUCGGGAUGUAUGACUACACCGCACAGAAUGACGACGAGCUGGCCUUCAACAAGGGCCAGAUCAUCAACGUCCUCAACAAGGAGGACCCCGACUGGUGGAAAGGAGAAGCCCACGGGCAAGUGGGGCUCUUCCCGUCCAAUUACGUGAAGCUGACCACAGACAUGGACCCCAGCCAGCAAUGGUGUUCGGACUUACACCUCUUGGAUAUGUUGACCCCAACUGAGAGAAAGCGACAGGGAUACAUCCACGAGCUCAUCGUCACGGAGGAGAGCUAUGUGAGUGACCUGCAGCUGGUCACAGAGAUCUUUCAGAAACCCCUGACGGAGUCCGAGCUGCUGACAGAAAAAGAGGGUGCUAUGAUUUUUGUUAACUGGAAGGAGCUGAUUAUGUGUAAUAUCAAACUACUGAAAGCGCUGAGAGUUCGCAAGAAGAUGUCUGGGGAGAAGAUGCCUGUGAAGAUGAUCGGGGAUAUCCUGACAGCCCAGCUGCCACACAUGCAACCCUACAUCCGCUUCUGCAGCUGCCAGCUCAAUGGGGCUGCCUUGAUCCAGCAGAAGACAGAUGAGGCCCCCGACUUCAAGGAGUUUGUCAAAAGACUGGCCAUGGACCCUCGCUGUAAGGGAAUGCCACUCUCUAGUUUUAUACUGAAGCCUAUGCAACGGGUAACGAGAUAUCCACUGAUCAUUAAAAAUAUCCUGGAAAACACUCCUGAAAACCACCCAGACCACAGCCACUUGAAGCACGCCCUGGAGAAGGCAGAGGAGCUGUGCUCCCAGGUGAAUGAAGGGGUGCGGGAGAAGGAGAACUCGGACCGGCUGGAGUGGAUCCAGGCCCAUGUGCAGUGUGAAGGCCUGUCUGAGCAACUUGUGUUUAAUUCAGUGACCAAUUGCUUGGGACCACGCAAGUUUCUGCACAGUGGGAAACUCUACAAGGCCAAGAGCAACAAGGAGCUGUAUGGCUUCCUCUUCAACGACUUCCUUCUGCUGACCCAAAUCAUAAAGCCCCUGGGCUCUUCGGGCACCGACAAAGUCUUCAGCCCCAAAUCAAACCUGCAGUAUAAAAUGUACAAAACCCCUAUUUUCCUAAAUGAGGUUCUAGUAAAAUUACCCACCGACCCUUCCGGGGAUGAACCCAUCUUCCACAUUUCCCACAUCGACCGAGUCUACACCCUCCGAGCAGAAAGCAUAAAUGAAAGGACUGCCUGGGUGCAGAAAAUCAAAGCUGCUUCUGAACUCUACCUAGAGACGGAGAAGAAGAAACGGGAGAAGGCGUACCUGGUCCGUUCCCAAAGGGCCACAGGCAUUGGAAGGUUGAUGGUGAACGUGGUGGAGGGCAUUGAACUGAAACCCUGUCGCUCACACGGAAAGAGUAACCCGUACUGCGAGGUGACCAUGGGCUCCCAGUGUCACAUCACCAAGACAAUCCAGGACACUCUGAAUCCCAAGUGGAAUUCCAACUGCCAGUUCUUCAUCAAAGACCUGGAGCAGGAGGUCCUCUGCAUCACCGUGUUUGAGAGGGACCAGUUCUCUCCAGACGAUUUUUUGGGUCGGACGGAGAUCCGCGUGGCUGACAUCAAGAAGGACCAGGGUUCCAAGGGUCCAGUUACAAAGUGUCUCCUGCUGCAUGAAGUUCCCACGGGAGAGAUCGUGGUCCGCUUGGACCUGCAGUUGUUUGAUGAGCCUUAGGAAGCCGGCCCAGGGUGUGCUCGGCCGAGUUCCAGCCUGAGGCAGCAGAUGCUGUCUGGAAGUGGUGUUGCUUUUCGAGGACCCCACCGUUUGGUGUUCAGCCACAGGGCAACAGGACAGCAAAGACAGGACCCUCAAAGCUUCUGGGAAUACUUCUUGACAAUCCUUCCCCCUAAACAAUUUCCCAUUUUGUGAAGCAAAACUGUGUUUUCCUUUGUUUUCACUGCAGGGCUCAUCAUGGCUUCCAGGGUCUUUGGAAUCCCAUCGCCUCCAGCUACGUUCGGUUGGGAGUCUGGCCCAUCCCUGGGCCUGAGGCUUGGGUCUG